Messenger RNA from Chlorocebus sabaeus (green monkey), 2025 nucleotides. The record is from RefSeq and is a predicted model, not a curated record. NCBI's taxonomy places the organism in Eukaryota, Metazoa, Chordata, Mammalia, Primates, Cercopithecidae.
UAGAUAGCUCUUAUUGAAUUAUUCUUUCAGGAGAGCAGUAAAGUGUUGGCAGUUGUAAAAAUGUGUCAAAUUUAUGCAAUCCUAUCUCUGAUUUACAAUUCAGCUACACAUGUUGGCAGAGGUGAACUGGUGGGCCUAAGGAAAUGCAACAAUAAUUCCUCCUCUCUUCACCCUGAAAUACCUUGAUCCUGACCAUAUAAUUUAUUAAAGUAGGCUUAGGGUAUGUUACAUUAAAGUGUAAAGGUAUUCUUCCUAGUGGGUGUGGAUAGUAUAAAGUUGUAGAAUCGUAGAGUGGUAGUGACUUUAGAGGAGAACUGAUACAGCAGUUCCUGAAUACCAGUCUCCAUCUAGGCCAACUGUAACAGUCACCUCCAGAGCUUUUAAAAAAAUGUAAACUCCUGGUCCACUCAAGGAGAUUUUGGUUUAGGAAGUCUGGAGUGGGGCCCAGAAAUUUGAACUUUAUAAAAGAUUUUUAGGUGAUUAUAUAAUCAGCUAAGUUUUGGUACAACUUUAAACUCUGUAAGAAUCCUUUCUACAACAUUCUUGGUAAAGAGUCAUGCAGUCUCAACUUUGACAACUUCUAUUUGAUGAGGCAACUUAUUUCAUUGCUUUAAAAGAUUUAUCUUGGACUGAACUAGGCACAGUUCUGGGUGGGAGUCUGGGGAGUGCAGCAGCCAUGGCCAGCCACCUCGUGCUCAACAACGGUACCAGGAUGCUCAUCCUGGGGCUGGGCACCUGGAAGCCCCCUCCAUGCCAGGUGACUGAGGCUGUGAAGGUGGCCGUCGAUAUUGGGUACCGCCACCUCGACUGUGCCCAUGUGUGCCAGAAUGAAAAUGAGGUGGAGGUGGCCAUUCAGGAGAAGCUCAGGGAGCAGGUGGUGAAGUGUAAGGAGCUCUUCAUUGUCAGUAAGUUGUGGUGCAUGUGCCAUGAGAAGGGCCUGGUGAAAGGAGCCUGCCAGAAGAUGCUCAGUGGCCUGAAGCUGGACCACCUGGACCUUUACCUUAUUCACUGGCCAACUGGCUUUAAGCCUGGGAAGGAUGAAUCAGGCAGUGUGGUUCCCAGUGACACCAACAUUCUGGACACAUGGGCAGCCAUGGAAGACCUGGUGGAUGAAGGGCUAGUGAAAGCUAUUGGCAUCUCCAACUUCAACCAUUUCCAGGUGGAGAGGAUCUUAAACGAACCUGACUUAAAGGAUAAGCCUGUGGUUAACCAGAUUGAGUGCCACCCGUACUUCACUCAGGAGAAGUUAAUCCAGUACUGCCAGCCCAAAGGCAUUGUGGUGACUGCCUACAGCCCCCUUGGCUCUCCCUAUAGGUACUGGGCCAAGCCUGAGGACCCUUCCCUCCUGGAGGAUCCCAGGAUCAAGGCGAUCACAGCCAAGCACGAUAAAACUACAGCCCAGGUCCUGAUCCGGCUCCCCAUGCAGAGGAACUUGGUGGUCAUCCCCAAAUCUGUGACACCAGAACGCAUUGCUGACAAUGUUAAGGUCUUUAACUUUGAACUGAGCACCCAGGAUGUGACCACCUCACUCAGCUACAACAGGAACUGGAGGAUCUGUGCCUUGGUGAGCUGUGCCUGCCACAAGGAUUACCCCUUCCAUGAAGAGUUUUGAAGCUGUGGUUGCCUGCUCAUCCCUAAGUGACCUAUACCUGUGUUUCCUGCCUCAUUUGUUUUCAUUGCAAAGGUAGUAUGGCCUGUGUCACUCAGCAGUGGGACAGCAAACUGUAGAGUGGCCAGCAAACUGUAGAGUGGCCAGCAAGGGUGUGUCCAGCUUGAUGUUGGAUCUGAAGAGCCCUAUCAGUAGAGUAGAGGUCUCUUCCAGUUUGCUUUGCCCUUCUUUUUGCCCUGCUGGGGAAAGUACAACCUGAAUACCCUUUUCUGACCAAAGGGAAGCAAAAUCUACCAGGUCAAAAUAGUGCAAAUAACAGUUGAGUUUUGACUGCUUGGAACUGUAACCCUUUCAGCAAGACUUCUCUUUGCCUCAAAUAAAAAGUGCUUUUGUGAGCUUGAAAAAAAAAAAAAAAA